AUAAACGAUGAGAACUCUACAUUUAGCUAACAAAUCCAGUCGUUCUGUUGAAAUUACUGUGAAAGAACAUUUUAUAUGAGUUUUCCAUUAUUUCCGAAAUGGAAAAAUUGCAAGCAGAAGAUGCACGGUAUUUGAGAAGGAAAGUGAAAGGGGGGAGUUUGGAUGUCCACCCGACAGAGAAAGCCCUCAUCGUUCAGUAUGAGUUGGAGGCAACUAUCCUCGGUGAGAUGGGAGACCCGAUGGUUGGGGAACGCAAGGAGUGUCAGAAAAUCAUCCGCCUAAAAAGCUUGAACGCCAACACGGACAUUGCCACUCUAGCUCGGAAGGUGGUGGAAGAAUGCAGGCUCAUUCAUCCAUCUAAACUACCCGAGGUGGAGCAAUUGCUCUUCUACCUGCUGAACCGCAAGAAGUCAGACAAACGAGAGAAACACUCGCCGAGAGACCUCGCACCAUUUGAGGGGAUGGAGCUGGAUGAGGAGGCCAACAUCAACAGGAUAGAUCACUAUGUGGAGCUGCUGUAUGAGGACAUCCCAGAGAAGGUCAGGGGUGCCACCCUCAUCCUCCAUCUCGCCCGCAACCCAGACAACCUGGAGGAGCUCUUGCAGAAUGAGACGGCCCUGGGAGCCCUGGCCAGAGUUCUGCGGGAGGACUGGAAACAGAGCGUUGACCUGGCAACCACCAUCAUCUACGUGUUCUUUUGCUUCUCCAGUUUCUCCCAGUUCCAUGGGCAGGUGACUCACUAUAAGAUCGGAGCCCUCUGUAUGAACAUAAUUGAACACGAGCUGAAGAGGUACGACCUCUGGCAGGACGAACUGCAGAAGAAAGCGGCAGCCUGUGACAAUGACCAUAAGAACCAGAAUGUGAAGAAGGAGCAUGAGAAAGCCUUCAAGAAGUACCAAGGUCUACUAAUCAAGCAGGAGCAGCUUCUACAAGUGGCUCUGCACCUGUUGUUGAACCUUGCUGAGGACACGCGCACGGAGCUGAAGAUGAGGAACAAGAACAUCGUCCACACCCUGGUGAAGACCCUGGACCGGGAAGACGAGGAGCUGCUGGUGCUAGUGGUCUCCUUCCUCAAGAAGCUCAGUAUCUUCCUGGAGAAUAAGAAUGACAUGGCAGAGACAUAUGCUGUGGAGAAACUGGCCAGGCUGCUGCCCUGUAAGCAUGAAGACCUACUGAACACUACGCUGCGCCUGCUCCUCAACCUCUCCUUUGACACAGGCCUCCGCAGCCAGAUGGUCCAGGCUGGACUCAUCCCCAAACUCUCCGCACUGCUAGCUGACGAGAGCCAGAGACAGCUGUGUGUGUGCAUUCUGUACCACAUCAGUGUGGACGACAGAUUCAAGUCCAUGUUUGCCUACACGGACUGCAUACCACAGUUGAUGAAGAUGCUGUUUGAUUGUGGUGAGAGCCCCAUGGACCCUGAGCUCAUCUCCUUCUGCAUCAACCUGGCUGCCAACAAGAGGAAUGCACAGGUCAUCUGUGAAGGUAAUGGUCUGAAGAUGCUGAUGAAGAGGGGUCUGAAGCUAAAGGAUGUUCUGACCAUGAAGAUGAUCAGGAACGUGUCUCAACACGACGGACCCACCAAGAACCUCUUCAUAGACUACGUAGGUGACUUGGCUGCUCAGACGGGAGUGCAGGAGAGGGAAGAGUAUGUGAUUGAGUGUCUGGGGACCUUGGCUAACCUCACCAUCCCUGACCUGGACUGGGAACUGGUGCUGAAGGAGUACAACCUGGUGCCCUUCCUCAAAGACCACCUCAAACCAGGCUCGGCAGAGGAUGACCUGAUCCUAGAGGUGGUAAUCAUGAUAGGGACGGUGUCCAUGGACGACUCCUGUGCUGCCAUGAUGGCCAAGUCUGGCAUCAUCUCUGCCCUCAUCGAGCUGCUCAACUCCCAACAGGAGGACGAUGAGUUUGUGUGUCAGAUCGUCUAUGUGUUCUACCAGAUGGUGUUCCACCAAGCCACCAGGGAUGUCAUCAUUAAGGACACACAGGCUCCCGCCUACCUCAUUGACCUGAUGCACGACAAGAACGCAGAGAUACGCAAAGUCUGUGACAACACACUGGACAUCAUCGCUGAGUAUGAUGAAGAGUGGGGGAGGAAGAUCCAGAGUGAGAAGUUCCGCUGGCACAACUACCAGUGGUUAGAGAUGGUGGACAACAGAGCCAUGGGAGACGACGGAGAACCAUUCAUGUACGGAGACGACGGGGAACCUUUCAUGCACAACGGAGACAUUCUGGAGAGACCCGACCUCUUCUACAGUGCAGAUGGGAUCAUCCCAGCAGACAGUACCAUCAGCCCAGAGUUCUUCAUAGGCUACCAGAAUGGAGACAUGGGCCAGGCUGGAGGCUUCCCAGGCAGUAUGAAUAUCGAUACGUUUAGACAGUCGACGGUAACCUCUGGACAGUGCCCCGCCACAGCUUCCGGCUUCCGGCCAGAAGAGCAGUUCUUCUACAGCUAGGCUGGAAUCGGCCUCCAGAUCAAAUUGGGUUCAAUACACCGCACAGACUGACAACAGCUAUCUCCCGUGUAGCUCGCUACGCUAUGCCGUGUAGUGAUGAGCGUAUCAACACUACUACUGUGUGUUUAACAGCUAGUCGCUUCAAGUGCUCUAUUCCAAACUCUAGCAGUGAUGAUGUUGCUGUUUUAUUGAAUGCUAACAUUACAUCUUUUAAGCUACCCAAACGCUUUUCUGGAAAACAAAUCUUUUUCUAGUUAAGGUCAUAAAAAAUGGCAAUUUGUUUUGAGCUUUAAUUGGAAUAUAUUUGCAUAUAUCUCAAUGUGUUCACUAUAAGUAUGUACCAUAAUACAAGAACGCAUACUUAAGACUAAAGUUAACUUAUACAGGAUGAGCGCUGCUUUGUUUCCAUAGGAUGUUUUCUACACAUUACAUUUCCGAAGUAGAGGUGGUUGGUUGGUAUAUUGCACAGUGUUAGUCUUAUUCUAAUAGUCCAGUGACUGUGAUGGUCCUUUUUAUAGGUGACCUCAUUCAUGAGACUGACAGUUUUACUUUGCCUUUGUACAAACAUUCAGUAAUUAUGUUUAUUUAACUGUUUUCUUUUAUAUAAAUUAACAAUUUGUUGUGUUGCCUCUUCAUUGUGCCUGGUGCUCGUCAGAACAAAUUUUUCUGUGGUGCAAUAUUUAAAAUAAAGUGUUGAAAAUGGA
This is a messenger RNA of Oncorhynchus tshawytscha (Chinook salmon), 3163 nucleotides long. Its product is annotated as kinesin-associated protein 3. The transcript is spliced from 20 exons. Gene Ontology annotation, molecular function: kinesin binding. The record is from RefSeq and is a predicted model, not a curated record. NCBI's taxonomy places the organism in Eukaryota, Metazoa, Chordata, Actinopteri, Salmoniformes, Salmonidae. Gene Ontology annotation, cellular component: ciliary transition zone; kinesin II complex; axoneme. Gene Ontology annotation, biological process: microtubule-based movement; cilium organization. Bases 99 to 2459 code for a protein of 786 amino acids.